ACUGCUGCGAGUGGGUAGAGAAGCACUCGGCGCCUCCGGGUGGGGACCAUGCUUGCCCCAUUUGAGCCCCGGAACACGGCCGGACCAGGUUGCAAAAUGUCCUCCUAUGCUUGAGACCUACAGACUACAUGUCCUGCAGGAACUAAUCAAUGGUUUUUCAUCUCCUGAAGAUACAUUAGAAACAUAAAUAUGGUGCCAAAAGAACUCCUUACCUUUUUCUGACUACUGUUUAUUUGAACAUACUUUUGUAUUGAAGAGAAGUAUACACACUGAGACCGUUGUAUAGGAUCAUGGACCAUUCUAGUAGGGAAAAGGAUGAAAGACAACGGACAACUAAACCCAUGGCACAAAGGAGUGCACACUGUUCCCGACCUUCUGGCUCCUCAACAUCUUCAGGGGUUCUUAUGGUGGGACCCAACUUCAGGGUUGGCAAGAAGAUAGGGUGUGGAAACUUUGGAGAGCUCAGAUUAGGUAAAAAUCUCUACACCAAUGAAUAUGUAGCAAUCAAACUGGUGAGUAGAAUUUAUGUUCAUGUUUUGUGUCUUCCAUUCUGUGCCCCAUUUUCCCCUCUGAUUUCAGGUGAAGGUCUUCCACAGGUCUAUUACUUUGGACCAUGUGGGAAAUACAAUGCCAUGGUUCUGGAGCUCCUUGGCCCUAGCUUGGAGGACUUAUUUGACCUCUGUGACCGAACAUUUACUUUGAAGACGGUGUUAAUGAUAGCCAUCCAGUUGCUUUCUCGAAUGGAAUAUGUGCACUCAAAGAACCUCAUUUACCGAGAUGUCAAGCCAGAGAACUUCCUGAUUGGCCGACAAGGCAAUAAGAAAGAGCAUGUUAUACACAUUAUAGACUUUGGACUGGCCAAGGAAUAUAUUGAUCCUGAAACCAAAAAACACAUACCUUAUAGGGAGCACAAAAGUUUAACUGGAACUGCAAGAUAUAUGUCUAUCAACACGCAUCUUGGCAAAGAGCAAAGCCGGAGAGAUGAUUUGGAAGCCCUAGGCCAUAUGUUCAUGUAUUUCCUUCGAGGCAGCCUACCCUGGCAAGGACUCAAGGCUGAUACAUUAAAAGAAAGAUAUCAAAAAAUUGGUGACACCAAAAGGAAUACUCCCAUUGAAGCUCUCUGUGAGAACUUUCCAGAGGAAAUGGCAACAUACCUUCGAUAUGUCAGACGAUUAGACUUCUUUGAAAAACCUGACUAUGAGUAUUUACGGACCCUCUUCACAGACCUCUUUGAAAGGAAAGGGUACACCUUUGACUAUGCCUAUGAUUGGGUCGGAAGGCCUAUUGUAAGUAUCUUCUUUUUAUCCCAUAACCUCCUUUGCCAGAACAGCACUACCACAUCGUCAGAGCGCAGAGGAGAGUGGGAAAUCCAGCCCAGCCGGCAGACCAAUACCUCAUACCUGACGUCUCACUUGGCUGCAGAUCGCCAUGGGGGAUCGGUGCAGGUGGUUAGCUCAACCAAUGGAGAGCUGAAUGUUGAUGACCCAAUGGGAGCCCACUCCAAUGCACCGAUCACAGCUCAUGCCGAGGUGGAGGUAGUGGAGGAAGCUAAGUGCUGCUGUUUCUUUAAGAGGAAAAGGAAGAAGACUGCUCAGCGCCACAAGUGACCAGUGCCUCCCAGAAGUCCUCAGGCUCUGGGGACUCUGACUCAAUUAUACCUGCAGCUCCUGCCA
This is a messenger RNA of Otolemur garnettii (small-eared galago), 1673 nucleotides long. RefSeq names its product casein kinase 1 gamma 1 (gene CSNK1G1). Gene Ontology annotation, molecular function: ATP binding; protein serine/threonine kinase activity. Gene Ontology annotation, cellular component: cytoplasm; plasma membrane; nucleus. The coding region runs from base 291 to 1607 and encodes 438 amino acids. The record is from RefSeq and is a predicted model, not a curated record. Gene Ontology annotation, biological process: signal transduction; endocytosis; positive regulation of canonical Wnt signaling pathway. The transcript is spliced from 11 exons. NCBI's taxonomy places the organism in Eukaryota, Metazoa, Chordata, Mammalia, Primates, Galagidae.